GGCCAGGCCCGGUGAGGCAGAGUGGCGGGGCGCGGGCGCAGCGGAGGAGCGGGGCGGGGGUGGGGGUCACACGUGCCCGGGCCGCCCCACACGCGCCCCGAGUGUCUGCCGCUCGGACACUAAAGGAGAUGGAUGGGGUGGGGGAAAUGCAACGCGGGGCCCCGGGCGGUUCCUGGCGCAGCCGCCGCCCCCGCAGCGGAGGGUCGGGCCGGGACUUGGGCGGCACAUAAAGGGACCGCGAAGCGCGAGGACCGGGCGGGCGGCGGCGGCAGCAUGAGUGCGGCAGACCCGAAUCCCGCUGCGGGCGCAGUCCCCGACUCGGACCCGCACCCGGGCCGGGCGGCGGUCGCCUCCGCCUACCAGCGCUUCGAGCCCCGCGCCUACCUCCGCAACAACUACGCGCCCCCUCGGGGCGACCUGAGCAGCCCGGACGGCGUCGGGCCUUGGAAGCUGAGCUGCUUGGCACAGACCUUCGCCACCGGUGAGGUGUCUGGACACACCCUCAUCGACAUUGGUUCAGGUCCCACCAUAUACCAGCUGCUCAGCGCCUGCACCCACUUUGAGGACAUCACCAUGACAGAUUUUCUGGAGGUGAACCGCCGGGAGCUGGGGCUCUGGCUUCGGGAGGAGCCCGGGGCCUUCGACUGGAGCAUGUACAGCCAGCACGUCUGCCUCAUUGAGGGCAAGGGCGAGCCCUGGCAGGAAAGGGAGCGCCAGCUGCGAGCCAGGGUGAAGCGGGUCUUGCACAUCGAUGUGCACCAGCCCCAGCCCCUGGGUGCUGGGAGCCUGGCGCCCCUGCCUGCCGAUGCCCUGGUCUCUGCCUUCUGCCUGGAGGCUGUAAGCCCAGACCUUGCCAGCUUCCAGAGGGCCCUGGACCACAUCACCACUCUGCUGAGGCCUGGGGGGCACCUCCUCCUCAUCGGGGCCCUAGAGGAGUCAUGGUACCUGGCUGGGGAGGCCCGGCUGGUGGUGGUACCCAUGUGUAAGGAGAAGGUGGUGGAGGCCUUGGUUCGUAGCGGCUAUGAGGUGCGGGACCUGCGCACUUACGUCAUGCCUGCCUGCCUUCAGACAGGUGUAGACGAUGUCAAGGGCAUCUUCUUCGCCUGGGCCCAGAAGAAGGUGGGGGUGUGAUGGCCCAGUGCACCCUGUGCUGAUGGCUCUCAUAUAUCCAGAUUCCCUGUCAUCUGUGGUGGCACCUAAUAAAGAAAUCAGUUCCUCCUGCUGAGUGUCA
This is a messenger RNA of Acinonyx jubatus (cheetah), 1231 nucleotides long. RefSeq names its product phenylethanolamine N-methyltransferase (gene PNMT). The coding region runs from base 133 to 1131 and encodes 332 amino acids. The transcript has 3 exons. Lineage: Eukaryota; Metazoa; Chordata; Mammalia; Carnivora; Felidae. The record is from RefSeq and is a predicted model, not a curated record. Gene Ontology annotation, cellular component: cytosol. Gene Ontology annotation, molecular function: phenylethanolamine N-methyltransferase activity.